AUGUGCACUGUCUACAAACUGACAGUGCUGUCAUUCGUUCUCGGCGCCAUGUCUGUUGGUCUGUUCUCCCUAGCAGUGUCUACAGACUCCUGGUUGCUCACGCGAGAAGCACUGUCUAUCGACCCGGAGCUCUUGGGUAACGCCACCAUCGGUUUGAUUUGGAUUCGGGUGUGGACUGGACUCUGGAGAUUAUGCAUGGUGUCUGAAGAGGUACCCGACAUUAUCAGCUGUAUGGCCAUCAGUUAUGAAGUCAAAGGGACUGGUAGAGGAGAACUUCUCAGCACUACAUCGUUCACCAUUAUAGCUUCAGCGCGUCGAUCAGUGGCCUUAACUUUGUCGUCGCUUAUCCUUUCCGUUGUCGCUGUCAUCUUUAGCGUCACUGGCAACAUAAGAAAAGACUCCAAGACAUUGAUAGGUGGAGUCUUAUUUAUAUUAUCUGGUCUAUCCUUGGCCACAGGGAUGAUCUUGUAUAUUUCUGCAAUCAACGACGAAGUAGGGUAUAGAGCAUCCACACAUAAACGCAGUGGCGGAUUCAGUUAUCAAUACGGGUGGUCAUUCUUUACAGCAGGUUUCGGCUUCUUGUCUUCAGAAGUUGCAGCUGUAGUGACCAUAUCGCUGUUUCUGAGAAGAAAUGCCAAGCUCGAAGAUAUGACCCGGAUCAUCCCAGGCUUGGAGGACAAGGUAAUCAGCCGCGGCCAGCAGAAUGGAACAUAUUUCGGGGGUUCUAGUAAUGACAGAUAUCAGUUUUGUCACUCACAGACUAACUCGAGCAGCUGCUUUCAUUUAUGUGGUGGACAGCAUCAUGUGUUCGUGUCGGCUUGA
This is a messenger RNA of Candidula unifasciata, 822 nucleotides long. Lineage: Eukaryota; Metazoa; Mollusca; Gastropoda; Stylommatophora; Geomitridae. The record is from the annotation of a GenBank genome assembly.